Molecule: messenger RNA, 3691 nt
Organism: Platichthys flesus (European flounder)
Lineage: Eukaryota; Metazoa; Chordata; Actinopteri; Pleuronectiformes; Pleuronectidae
Gene: tbc1d20
Product: TBC1 domain family, member 20
Exons: 8
Coding region: 287-1564 (425 amino acids)
Biological process (GO): positive regulation of GTPase activity; endoplasmic reticulum to Golgi vesicle-mediated transport
Cellular component (GO): endoplasmic reticulum membrane
Molecular function (GO): GTPase activator activity
Source: RefSeq, a predicted model, not a curated record
GGGGUGAUGAGUGGGAACCUGUGAUCUGAACCCGCGGUGUGAACACAGGGAGGAUCACCGAGGUGCGGACGCCUCUUCUCGGUCUCAGUGUCAACCUGUCGCCGCCUCUUCUCAUCUUCUCUCCUCUCUGAUCGUCCACACUUUGUCACAAGUCCGCUCGAUGGCGGCCGCGCCGAGGAAGAUGCUGCUUUCGGACGCGGGGCGAAUUAAUUUGAGCUCGGUGACCAGCUAACGCCGAUUAGCUCGCUAACGCGCCGCUAGCUCACGGUUGGCAGCCGCGGGGAGGAUGAGUCGAGGUUCGCCCGGCAGGGGAUGUGGAGACAUGUCAUCUAGCGAGGACACGCCGAGAAGUGGAGGAGUGAAGAAGAGGACGACCCGGAGCGCUGGUCCCUCCACGCCGGUGAAUGGACGACAAGGUAGCGACUGGGACAGCAGGCGCAAGAGGAAGACUGCGGACAUCACGCAGGCCCUGAGCGUGAGUCCAGUGGAUGUAGCGGCUCUGAGGAGGAUGGCCAUCAGUGAAGGAGGACUGCUGACCGACGAGAUGCGAUGUCAAGUGUGGCCUCGCCUGCUCAACGUGCCCCUGCAGGUCCUGGACCAGGAGCCAGAGACGGUGGAGCGAGAGAACAACAAGGACUACAACCAGGUCCUGCUGGAUGUCCAGCGCUCCCUGCGGAGAUUCCCACCAGGUAUGCCGGACGAGCAGAGGGAGGGUCUCCAGGAGGAAUUGACUGACAUCAUCCUCCGAGUCCUGAAACGUAACCCCCAACUGCACUACUACCAAGGAUACCACGACAUUGUUGUCACCUUCUUAUUGGUCCUGGGAGAGCGCCGGGCGACUGCGCUCGUAGAAAAGCUCUCCACUCAUCACCUCAGGGACUUCAUGGAUCCCACCAUGGACAACACAAAACAUAUUCUCAACUAUUUGAUGCCCAUCAUUGAGAGAGUCAACCCAGAGGUGCAUGACUUCAUGCAACAGGCUGAAGUGGGGACAGUCUUUGCUCUCAGUUGGCUGAUCACCUGGUUCGGCCACGUCCUGUCAGACUUCCGCCACGUUGUCCGGUUGUACGACUUCUUCCUGGCCUGCCACCCUCUGAUGCCAAUCUACUUUGCUGCUGUGAUUGUACUUUACAGAGAAGAGGAGGUGCUGGAUUGUGAAUGCGACAUGGCCAUGGUUCAUCAUCUGCUGUCUCAGAUUCCUCAGGAUCUGCCCUAUGAGACCCUCAUCAGCCGAGCAGGAGACCUCUUCGUCCAGUUUCCUCCCUCUGAACUGGCCAAAGAAGCUGCCUCAGAUGACGGCAUGGCCACCUCCACCUUUAAGGACUUUGAUCUUGCGUCCACUCAACAGCGACCGGACUCAGUUCUCCGUCGGCGACGCAGACAGAAGCAGGCUGCACUGGAGAGCGCAGCAGCCGGUUCAGUAGCAACAGUGACUCGGCCUUCAGCAGCGCGGCGCUUUGUCCGACUGGCUGUCAUGGGUCUGACGGUUGCUCUAGGGGCAGCAGCCCUUGCUGUGGUCAACUCUGCGUUGGAGUGGGCCCCCAAGCUGGACCUGUUUCCUUGAAGCUCUUUUACCCCUGCACUCCAACGCAUCAUCCCUCACGUGACUCUAGUGGGUGCAGACCCUGCAGCUGAUGACACUGUCUGGAUUGAACGCUCCUCAUUCGUCUUCUAGGAUGCUACUAAUCAUCCCACUCCACAUGGGGCUUCUCAGCCCCCUGCUCUGGGUCACAUGACUCCUGAAGAACAUGCAGCAGUUUGGGUUACAGCUGCUAUUGUUCUGAAGUGAAGAAUCCAUCCUGUUAUAACGAAGAUAAUUUAUUUCUAAGGACUAUUACGGAUGGUGUCGUUAUUCAAGUUUAUUUAUAUUUGGGAUAACUAUAAUCGGAUAUUGAGUAAUCCUCAGAGAUUUAUGUUGAAAGCUUGGUGGACUCACUACAAUAGAAACUGCUGCCAAGUUUAAGUGUGUAUGUGUGCGUGCGUGGGUGCACGUGUGUUUGUGGUCGCAAUCUGUUUGUAAUCAAUUUGAUACUUGGACUCAGACCAAAUGGAGGGUUGAUAGAAUCCUCUUUCUGUAUAAUUUAGUGUUUCUUAAUUUAUAGAUAUGUAGAGUAUAGAGGUUUAUGAUCCCACAGACACUUUUUAAGGUUUUAAUAGUUUCAGGUCACUUUGGUGAGUUCUCACCCCAGACUACACAUUUCAGCUUGAAUUCAUUGAUGGGUCCAAAAUAUUUCUGGAAUUUAAAAGUAAAUAUACUGUCACCUGCUUGAGACUUAAUUUUGUAUCUGAAAACGUAAAGCAACACUAUGCAACUUUUUAAAUCAUAAAAUAGCAGCUACAAAAUUAAUAUGGUGCUGCUCUCAUUUCCACUCCUCACCCCGAACGUCUGCUCUUGUUCUAUGUAACUUUGGUGAGCAGGUACGAUCUCCUGUGAGAAGUGUGUAAGCACCAGGCCAGCAAGAUGUUGAUUAGUUAAAAAGACCAGUAAAAACCAGUGAUUAUAUCCAAUAUUCCAAGUGGAAACUUUUAAGAUAAAAACCGAGAUUGGUGUAUAUGUUACAUCAGCAGCUCUUCUGGUUCAAGAAACCAGGGAUCAUGGGUAAUAUCUGAUCAGAGCUUUGGUCAACACAUUGCCGGGCUUUGAUUUUUCUCGGCAUGAAAACCCUACCUAAUGAUUCACCAUGUGUGGCUGCAGAGGGCGCUGUUGCUCACUACAAUACAAGUUACAUAUUGUUGCUUUAAUCCGCGGAGUAGGCUCCAGAUUAGAGUUCAGGUUUCGCAGUCCAAGUAAAAAAGAAAAUCAACCAUGAAAUGGUUAAAUUGAGCUUUCCAGUUUUUGUAGUUAAUUGCUCAGUUGUGCAACCUUAAAGAUGUGUCUGUGUUUCAUGUGCCCGUAUUUACAGGGAUACAUCUUCUGCUCUGCUUAUACUAGGGUAGCAGAUGGAAUCUGACAUCGUAGUUCAGCAGCAAACUCACUCACUUAAUGCCUGUAACAUUUCAGAGCUGGGUUAUGUAGUAAUUGGAGCGACACAGUGGGCGACCCAGUUUGCACUGGUUGCGUUAGUUUUGCAAUCACAAUUAGUUUGUUAUGCACUUUGCUCACUCCUGCUGAAAAGGUGCUCCAGUUAGAAAAAGCAUUUCAAUAAAUAGUGUCCAACAUUUGUUUCAAACACGACUGAUUUAGUAAAUAGGAUUGUUAAAAGUCUAGAAUGGGAAUUUGAUUUCAGAGACAGUCCAUAUCAUUCCAGUGUUUGUCAUUUUCAUUUGAUUAAAUAUUUUAUAUCCGGAUUGCUUAUUUGUCAGUGGUGUGGUACUCGAAUAACUACAGAAUAAUACCGAAUUUAAGAAUUGUAGUUGCUUGUAUUAGGCAGCACAGAAAAAGCAACUAAAAACAUAUCAUGGUAUAAUCAAAGUCACAUGUUAAAAAACAUUAGUUUUUGCUACUGUAUAUAAGGAAAUUAAUACCUGGGCCUCCCAUUCCAACAUUAUGGUCCAUUCAUUUAUUGCCUUUAUAAUAACUACUGAUGAAAAUGAAGGUGAGGCUCUGAGCAGCCCGAGAGUGGAGCUGUUUAGCAGAAUCGAAACACAUGUAUCUGCACUGAUUUAUCUGCCUUUUACAUUUAUUUUGUGAUAAUUAUCAUACUGAUGUAAAAUUGUACAAGAGAAUGCUAAUAAACUAUAGUGAAACGCA